Cryptomeria japonica (Japanese cedar) is the source of this 1786-nucleotide messenger RNA. RefSeq names its product AT-hook motif nuclear-localized protein 24. NCBI's taxonomy places the organism in Eukaryota, Viridiplantae, Streptophyta, Pinopsida, Cupressales, Cupressaceae. Gene Ontology annotation, molecular function: DNA-binding transcription factor activity; minor groove of adenine-thymine-rich DNA binding. Bases 420 to 1256 code for a protein of 278 amino acids. Gene Ontology annotation, cellular component: nucleus. The record is from RefSeq and is a predicted model, not a curated record. The transcript has a single exon.
GUGUGAAUGAAUGUAAGCGCAAGAGAGGACAAAGGGCGUUGGGCCCGCCUGUCAUGCCGAUCCCCGGUCCCACCAAACCCAAACCCGAAUUUAACCCACCCCCAACUCCCAACCUGCAAUCCUUUUAUUCAUCUCUCGCCCCGUCUAUUAGAGGUCUCUGCACCAUCAUACAAUUCAUCCAUGGUGGAAUUGGAAUUGGAAUUGGAAUAGGAAUAGGAGUUCCUGUACUGUUGAAUGGCCAGGAGGUAGUGUAUAAAACGCUCUGAAUUGGUCUGAGCGGUUGAGGAGGAGUGAAGAACAGAGAGGGGGAGAAAAGGGGGUGUAGAGGAAGGAAAAAAAGUGGGAUUUUUCUUGUGGUUCCGGGAGUUUUGAGGAUUGCAAUCCUGGCGGGCGGGUGGUGGGAAGGCAAUGUGGCGCCCAUGGGGCGGGCGGAUCCUCACCCGGCGGGUGCAGGGGCCGGUGGCGGCGGAGGAGGGGCGCCUUCGUCUGCUCCGUCGGAGGAAGAUGAGAACAGCGGGAACAGUAGCAGUCAGGGGAACAAGAACAACAAGAGAUCGAGAACGGAAGAGGAGGAAGGCGGCGGGUUGCACGGCGGGGACGGGCAACCGACCAGAAGGCCCCGGGGACGGCCGGCCGGGUCGAAGAACAAACCGAAACCGCCCAUCAUAGUGACCCGGGACAGCCCGAAUGCUCUGCGAGCUCAUGUUCUGGAGGUCUCAAACGCCUGCGAUGUGGCCGAGAGCGUGGCCACUUUUGCCCGGAGGAGAGAGCGGGGCGUCUACAUUCUCAGCGGGAGCGGCACCGUCACUAACGUUUCGCUCCGUCAGCCGGCCGCACCCGGGGCCGUUGUGACCCUGCACGGCCGCUUCGAGAUACUUUCGCUCUCGGGUGCGUUUCUGCCGGCCCCUGCUCCACCUGGUGCAACGGGUCUUACUGUGUAUUUGGCAGGGGGGCAGGGGCAAGUUGUGGGUGGUUCAGUUGUUGGGCCGCUCUUGGCUUCGGGCCCGGUUGUGAUCAUCGCUGCUUCGUUUACUAACGCCGGGUAUGAGAGGCUCCCGUUGGAGGAAGAUGAGGAACCGACUGGGGCUCCGCCGGUUCAGUCACAGGCUAUGCCUUCGUCUCUUGCUUUAAGUGAUGUUAGUGCUAAUAAUAAUAACAAUAUGCCUCUUUAUAAUGUGCCUCCUAAUCUUCUGACCAAUUGCCUUCCGCCUGAGGCUUACUGGGCUGCUGCUGCUUCUGCUCGCCCACCUUACUGAAAGGUUCAGGUCGAGGAGAAAACAUAGUGAAAGUUUCAAUCUUUGGGUCGACGAUUUAAUGGACCGAAAGGUUCGAUCUUUGUGUUUGGGUAUGGCGAAAGAUUCAAUCUCUGGGUACUGUAGUGUACCUGUGUUGUGGACUGAACAUGGAAUCCGCCAUGAUCAAAUCUUCGAGGAUCGUGAGUAUCCGUCGUCCUUCUUUGGGCUUGACUGGUGAUGGGAUAGGAUGGGUUGCGGCCUUUUGCCUCAUUCUUUUUUCUGUGUAAAUUAGAUCCUGAGAGUUAUGUUGUGAUUGAAUAUAAUUUAUGAUCGAAAUGCUUAUUAUGCUUGUGAUAAUUUCUCUCUGAGGUGAUUUUGAACUCCUGGUAGAGGACAUUAGGGGCUUCUUGGACCCAUUUGUCUUUUGCUUUGAACUAACAUUCAUUUUCUCUUUGUAAAUUGGAUCUUGUGACUUGUCUUGUAGUUCAAGAUGGUUUAUAAUAGCAAGGAGUUAUAUGGCACCAAGAAUCUUAUAAAAUCUUAUUUGAAGA